Eruca vesicaria subsp. sativa (arugula) is the source of this 1068-nucleotide messenger RNA. The record is from the annotation of a GenBank genome assembly. Lineage: Eukaryota; Viridiplantae; Streptophyta; Magnoliopsida; Brassicales; Brassicaceae.
AUGGCCAGAGACGGUGGCGUUUCUUGCCUACGGAGUUCAGAGAUGAUGAACGUCGGUAUCAGAGGAAUGGAAUCUCCACCGUUGGAUGUAGAUGAAGUUCAUGUCUUGGCUGUUGAUGACAGCCUCGUUGAUCGGAUUGUCAUUGAGAGAUUGCUUCGUAUCACCUCUUGCAAAGUCACGGCGGUAGAUAGUGGAUGGCGUGCUCUAGAGUUUCUAGGACUAGACAACGAGAAAGCCUCUGCUGAAUUAGAUAGAUUGAAAGUUGAUUUGAUCAUCACUGAUUACUGUAUGCCUGGAAUGACUGGCUACGAGCUUCUCAAGAAAAUCAAGGAAUCGUCCAGUUUCCGACAAGUUCCGGUUGUAAUAAUGUCGUCAGAGAAUGUCGUAACGAGAAUCGACAGAUGUCUGGAGGAAGGUGCGGAGGACUUCUUACUAAAACCGGUGAAACUCGCCGACGUGAAACGCCUGAGAAGCUAUUUAACCAGAGACGUUAAAGUUUCAAACGGAAACAAACGGAAGCUCCCGGAAGAUUCUGUUACCGUCAACACCUCGCUUCCUCCUCCACCGCCACCGUUGAUAAACUCGUCUGAUUCGUCGGACUCUUCUCCGCCGUUGACUAUCUCGCCUGAAUCGUCGGACUCUUAUUCGCCGUUAUCUCCCGUGGAGAUCUUUUCCUCGCCCCUCUCAUCUCAAUUAGACGAGGAAGAUGAUGUGUUGACAUCGUCGCCGGAGUCUUCACCGGCGCCGGAGGAAUCUCCGAUUCGACGGCAGAAGAUGGAAAGCCCCGGAUUAGAUUAAUAAAGCUUGUUUUUUUUUACUUAAUCCGUGUAAUAUUAUUCUCCGUUAACUUUUUUUACCUUUGACGGUGCUUUUAAUUGCACGUUGACUUGACGCCGUCAAUUUAUAGAUCUCCUAUUAAUCUCGUUCCACGUGGGCUUUUCUGUUUAUAAAAGCUUUUCGAAUUUCCUAUAAUGAUUUUAAUUAUCAAUGCAGAAAGUUAUGGUUUUGACUUUUUAAGUUAAAUUAAAGAGGAAAUGGUAGGGAAAAAAACCCUUCAUACUAUCUGCU